AUGAGUUUAUAAAUGAGGUCUAUGGAAAGGGCUUCUGUAGAUAAAUCCUAAAAUUGCCAGUAAUUAAGGAUAUUUAUAGAAGAAAUGAAUUCCUUAAUUGGUUCUGCUCUUGUAGAAGAAUUUCGAAAUGAUCAUGAGAAUGAUUUCAAUCCACAUAUAAUUUUGGGAAAUGGAGAAAGUUUGCCAAGAGGGGCAACUAAAUUAAUAAAUACUUCUGAUAUGAUUGAAUUAGGUUAGGUUGUAUUAGAUUGUGAUAUUAUCAUUUUUCAUUAGAAUUAUUGUAAAGCUGAGUAUGCAUUUAAAUUAUUGAAAUAUGGACAAUAUAACUCAUAGAAAACAUUUGUUUUAGUGAGUAAUCCAUUAACUUGGUCAACUACUACUCUAAAAGAGAAAAAAUCAGAAGAAACCGCUUUUCGAUAAUCAUUUCUGAAUGAAGAUGAAUUAUAAUUAUUUAAGAAAUAUGAAAGAUUUACUGAAAAUGAUCUUCCAAAUAGAAGAAUUAAUUUUUUAGAAAGAUUAAAACAUUUAGAAUAGUCAAUAUUGGGUUGUGAAAAAAAAGAAUUAGACACUUAUGUAAUAACACCAGGAUUAAUAUAUGGUAAUGGAGAAGAUAUUUUAUAUGAACUUUUCAAAACAGUUUGGAUGGAUCCGGAUGCUGAAUUGCCAAUUUAUGGUGAAGGGAAUAAUAUUAUUCCAAUGAUUCACGUUAAUGAUUUAGCAAGUAUAGUGAAAAAAGCUACAAUUUUAAAUCCUUAAGAUAAGUAUAUUUUUGCAGUAGAUUAUGAGAAUAUGACAUAAAAGAAAUUGAUUACUACUAUUGCUAAAUAUAUUGGGAAUGGUAAAACAAAAACAGUAACUAGUUGUUCUGAGAAGAUGUUAAUGAUGAAUGUUUGGUUGAGACCAACUCAAAUUUUUGAAUCAGAGGAUUAAUAUAUUAAUGCUAAUAAGAAUCCUAUAAUUAAUUGGUAAUUCCAAGAAGGAUUCAUUAAAAAUAUUGAUAAAAUAAGAGAUCAAUUUAAAAUAUAUCGUGGUUUAGAUACAGUUAAAUUAAUUGUUCAUGGAGGUCCAGCAGCAGGUAAAUCUUAUUUAUGUUAACAAUUAUCAAAUUAUUAUCGAAUUCCUCAUAUUUAGAUUAAAAAAUUAAUAUAAGAAUUAUUAGAUUCUCCAACCAAAAUAGGAGAAUUAGUAAAAACAACUUUAUAGUAAGUUAAAGAUUAAAUGGUUGCAGAAGCAUUCGCAGUAUUUGAGGCUGAAAAGAAAAAGAAAAAAGUACCAAAAGGGUAACCAGAACCCAUAUUUGAUGCUUCAACUAUUGUUCCUAGAUUACCUGAUUCUAUACUAAUAUAAGCAUAUUAAUGGAGACUUGAGUAAAAUGAUGCUUAAAAUCUUGGAUAUGUUUUGGAUGGUUUUCCAAAAACUUUAGAAUAAUAUGAACUAUUAUUUUAGAAUGAAAACAAUUAAGUAAUCGAAAAUAUUAAACCAAAAGGAGUUAUAUACUUGGAUUAUUCAGAUGAUUAAUUGAAGGAAAAAGCAAAAUAAAUUAUUGAUUAACCUAGAUACACAGAAGAUUAGAUAAAUAGAAGGAUAAUAAAUUUUAGAAAAUCAAACGAUUCUUUGUUAUAAUAAUAUGAAAAAUUUGAUAUUAAAAGAAUAAACAAUCCUGAAAAUGCAUUUGAUUAAGCGUAAGAGUUUAUUACUCGAAAUGGUCCAAUUUUAGUAUUAUAGGAAAAAAAAGAAGAAGAAUAAUUUGAAAUAGAAGUUGUUUAAGAAGAUGCAUCUCCAGAAUUACAAACAAUUUAAUAAUAAGAAUCAUAAUAAUUAUAAGAUAAAAAGAUACCUACAUCUCAAUCAUAAGUAUAAUAAUCCCAAUUAGGAGUAAAGAAAAAGGGAGAUUAAUUAAAUGUAAAAAUAUAUUAUUUAUUUUUUAGAAAUCUUUAAAUGAAAGUCGUGUUUCAAAAGAAAAAUAAAAAUUGACUGAUGAAUAAAAGUUUGAAUAAUUUAAAUAAUAGGAAAAAGAAUAAUUAGACUUAAGAAGUUAACCUCUUAGAUAAUAUUUAGCUGAUAAUGUAGUGCCAUAUUUAGCUGAGGCAUUGGUUGUUCUUUGUGAAAAACACCCUGAAAAUCCAAUUCAUUUUUUAGCAGACUUUUUAGAAUAAAAAGGAAAUGAAUUAUAAGCAAAUGGUUAAAUUGGAUAAUGA
This is a messenger RNA of Paramecium pentaurelia, 2198 nucleotides long. Lineage: Eukaryota; Ciliophora; Oligohymenophorea; Peniculida; Parameciidae. The record is from the annotation of a GenBank genome assembly.